Molecule: messenger RNA, 1403 nt
Organism: Rubroshorea leprosula
Lineage: Eukaryota; Viridiplantae; Streptophyta; Magnoliopsida; Malvales; Dipterocarpaceae
Source: the annotation of a GenBank genome assembly
UUAACUCCACUACGUUUCUCUUUUUAGAAUAUUGAGUAUUGCUAAUUUGAGCGUUGGAGUGUUUUCCUCGAGGAAACAUAUUCGGGAAUUUCAAGUGUUGAAGCAGUUGAAGGAAACCGCCCCUCGAGAAGCAACAUGAAUGACCAAGACAAUACUCAACUCCUAGAAAGUGACCUCAAUGACGUUCAAACAAUGCCGAGAAACCUUAUCGUUGGUGGUGCGGAACAAGAACAAUCAAACACCUUAGAUGAUGAAAGAACACCUACUGGGGUUGAGCAACCGGCAACAGUAGUUGCAACCCGUAACUCCCCAGCUUUGAGCAAUGUAGUGGUCCCAACUAGACCAAGAAGAAGUAGGAAGUUGAAUCCAGAGCCAAGCUCAUCCAGGCAUAAUGAAGAAUUGCUGAAGAAGAAUGCUGAUUUUGAAAGACAACUUAAAGAUGUACAAAAAUCUAUUGACGAGCUGAAAAAUCCUAGCCGCAUACCCUCACCUUCUGGCACAAUCAACAUGAUCUCUGGUGGCAUGCAUUUAGGAGGCCAAAGUGCUCGAGGUCAUAAAGCUUAUGCUCGUCAAGUGAUGACGAAGAUGCAGCUAAACCCAAGUUCCUUGAGAAAGUAUGAGAGGCCAACAUACGGAUUUGACAAUCAGCCCGUCCCUGUUGAAGGAGGUGUAGGUGUGCUCAAAGGAAACCAGAAAAUGGCCAAAACCUGUUAUCAAGAUACUUUCAAGAAGGUUGAGUUUGCAGUAGCACACAAGACCCCUAGUGCAAAUGUUUCCAGACUAAGCCAACCAGGUCAACAAACAAUGGGCAUAUCUGACAUAGAUCAUCGACCUGAGAAUGUGGAGCAGAAAGCUGACAUACCAACAGAGUUCGCAGUCCACAAGCUCAGUAUGGAUCCCGUUAGGAAGCCAGUGGUCCAAAAGCGUCCCUUUGUGGGCCUUGAGAAACAGACGAAGCUAAACCCGUUGAAAUGUACGUUUGCUGUGGAAUCAGUCAAAUUCCUAGGAUACGUAGUAUCCAAGAAGGGGAUCGAGGAGAACCCAGAUAAGGUUGAGGUCGUUCAACAAACGGAAUCCCCUAAAACAAUAAAGGAUGUGCAGCGUUUAACAGGUUGUCUUGCCGCUCUGCACAGAUUCAUCGCCAGGUCAGCAGAAAAGUGCCUCUCACCCUUCAAAGCUUUGCGAGAACCAAAGAACUUCCAGUGGACUGAUGAGUGUGAGCAAGCUUUCGGGGAACUCAAACAAUAUUUGGCAUCACCACCUUUGCUCUCCAAGCCUACUGAGGGGGAGACAUUGUAUCUAUAUCUAGGGGUUGCAAAUGAGACAGUCAAUUCAAUCCUCUUAAGAGAGCAAGAUAAACACUAAAGACCCAUCUAUUACACAAGUAAAGUCUUGUAGGGGUG